Molecule: messenger RNA, 450 nt
Organism: Apis florea (little honeybee)
Lineage: Eukaryota; Metazoa; Arthropoda; Insecta; Hymenoptera; Apidae
Product: zinc import ATP-binding protein ZnuC-like
Source: RefSeq, a predicted model, not a curated record
AUGGCGCUUAAAGUAAGUAACCUAACAUUAAAGUUCAACCACAAAACUAUUUUUAAAAAUAUCAGUUUCUCUCUUAAAGAUGGUUCAACUACUGCUUUAAUUGGACCAAAUGGGACAGGGAAAACGACACUAAUCAAAAUCUUAAUGGGAAUGCUUCCCCCGACAAGUGCCAGGGUUAAAAAUGCGCUUAACUGGCAAAUAGAGCAAAUGCAUUUACAGGAUAUUCAGUCAGUUCGAAUGGGGGAAGCUUCAGGCGGUCAGAAACAACGAGCAUAUCUGGCACAAACAUUACUAGACCAACCAAAUAUGAUUAUUUUAGAUGAAGCUACAGCCAGCCUAGAUCCGGUCGCCAAAAAUGAACUAAUGGACUUAAUUAAGCACUUAAAUGAAAAAUAUCAAAUGACAGUUUUAUUCGUAUCACAUGAUAUUCCCUUAACUAAAAAGUUAUGA